Messenger RNA from Closterium sp. Naga37s-1, 2697 nucleotides. The record is from the annotation of a GenBank genome assembly. NCBI's taxonomy places the organism in Eukaryota, Viridiplantae, Streptophyta, Zygnematophyceae, Desmidiales, Closteriaceae.
GCGAACGCACCGACUCCUCUCGAGGUGCCGAAUGAUUCGACGGAAAAAUCUCCGUACCGGCCGCGGCCAUCUCGAAGCGGCAACGCGAAGGCCUCCCCGAGUCCUCUCGAUGUGGCGAAUGACUCGACGGCGCAAAAAUCUCCGUACCGCCCUCGGCCAUCUCGAAGCGGCAAUGCGAAGGACGCGUCGUCUUCUCCCGUCGAACGGCCGUCAACGGGCGAGCCAACCCCCUCUCCCGGCGACUCCGGCGAGGCUCCGCUACAGCUAGGGUUCCUCGCCACCCUCUCCAAGUCGAAGAAAUGGACCGACGACGACCUGCCGGCGACGGACGCGCGACCCAAAUCCGCCGCCGUGAACACCUCCUCGUCGCACGUGUCGCACGCGUCGUCGCACGCGUCGCAAGGGCCGCGACCAAGGCUGACGCGAUCGAUCGCGUCGACCUCGCGCGCGCCGCCCGCAGAAGCAGCGAGCCCAGGUACAGGUUCGCACAAAGGAGGACCAACCCCCGGGUACGUGCACGGGCACACGCACGUGCGCAAACCGCGGCGCCUCGCAACCGCCGCGUCAGUGUCCGGAGCGGGAAGCAGGGCGGAAGGGGGAGGCGAGAUGGGGGAAGACGGGGGCGGCGGAACGCUCGCGGACAUAGGCAGGCGGGGGAAGGCCUCCGCGUCCGUUUCAUCCGCGGGUGAGAAGGGGGGGAGGAGGCGGGGAGACGAGGGCGGAGGCGCAGGGAGAAGCGGAAAACUAGGCGGAAAAGGAAGCAGGACUCUAACCCCCGUGAGCAGCGGCGCAAGCACCCCCUCUAGCAGCUUCAACGACAAUGGCAGCGAGGCAGGCAGCGUGCGCAGCAGAAGCACUUAUAGGUUCGCGCCGAACACGCCUCCGCAUGCGCUAGCGUCGGGGGUGCACCCGUCGUUUGCUAGUAACGAGCACGGGAUUCUCGCGGCUGCUGCAAUAGCAUCGGUGGGCGGGGCAGGGGGAGCAGGGGGAGCAGCAGCGGGGAGGGAGGCGGAAGGGAAGGGGUCCGGAAAAGAGGCGUUUAAGACUGAAUGGGAGGUGUUUAUGAGGCAGUCGGAAGGGAUAGUGGGGUUGCAUCUACUGGAAGGGCUGGCACCCAGAGGCUCUAAACGAAAGCAGAAUAAAAAGAAGGUGCUUGUAAGGAAGGUGAAGGAGGAGACGAAGAAGAUGGACUUUUGGGGGGAGGAGAGUGGGAGGGAAGAGGGGGAGGAGGGAGACGAGGGGGAGGAGGGGCCUGAGAAAGAGCGUAAGAGCUUUAAAGAAUUGGGGGAGCGGGCUAGGGGAGAGCGAGGGGGGAGGGAGGAAGGGCGGGUAAAGGGCAGGAGAGGGUACGGGGGGAGUAGGGCGGUGGCAGCAGCGGCAAUUCGUAAAGCUAGGUCCGGUGCUUCGUAUGGCGGGGAAGGGGAUGGGAAUGAGUUGAGUGGUGGUGAUGGGAGGGACAAUGGGGCAGGUGAAAAUAGCUCGUUUGCUGCUCUGGGCAGAGCAAAAAAUGCCCCAAGCCGUAGAGGCUGGGAAGACGAGGAUGACGGCUCGUUUAUUGCACUGGGAAAAGCGAGACUUGCUCGAGAGGGUUCGUCCAAUGACCUGGGCAGCUUGGAAAAUGAUUCUCUGACCCCGACGAAACCCCCUGGUUUACCAGAGGUUAAAAAAAGUUUGGAGGGGGAGGAGGAUUUGAGUAAGGUUGCAGGCGUGGCAAAGAAAUGGGUGAAGAAAGCAAAGGAUGAUAAGGCGAAAAAGGGGAAGGAUGGGGAGGGGGGAGAGAGUGAGGAUGAUGAGGAGGGGGCGAUUGUGAGUUAUGGGACACAGGUGAAAGACGCCAGAAGGGGUAUUGGGGUAUCCAAGGCUGAGGGAGUCGGUUGGGAGGGGUUGAAAGCGGCUGCAGGGACGAUAGGAGGAGGGUUUGGGGAGGAGAGUGGGGAGAAAGAAGCAGGGGGAGCGGGGGGUAAGGCCCGCCCCAAGACCCCCCCCCUUAGCUCGUCACUUGGUGGUGGUAAUUUGAAAGCUCCUCCUGCUCCCCCUCCCCCGCCCCCGCCACCCCCUGGGGGCAAAGGUCCUCCGCCCCCCCCUCCCCCUCCCCUUCCCCCGGGCGCCAAGGGUCCCCCUCCCCCGCCCCCGCCAUCAGGCUCCAAAGGCCCCCCUCCGCCUCCCCCUCCCCCUGGGCGGAAGGGCCCCCCUCCCCCCCCGCCUCCCCCAGGCGCUAAGGGGCCGGGGCCUCCCCCUCCCCCGCCCCCCCCAGGGGGCAAGGGCGAAGCUCCCCCUCCGCUCCCGCCUGGGUUCAAGGGGAAGGGUCCGCCUCCUGGGGGACCGUUUGGGGGGGGGAGGCGCGCGCUGGUGGACUGGGGGGGCGUGACAAACGCGGAUGGCACCAUCUGGGCCUCAGAGCUUGACUUUGAUGUCGAUAUUGGGGAGUUGAAGAAGCAGUUUGAGCCCAAGGUGGCGGCUCCUUCCUUCCUUACCCCUUCUCCACCCCCUCUUUCCCGUUGUCAAUGCUCAGAGCUUGACUUUGAUAUCGAUAUUGGCGAGUUGAAGAAGCAGUUUGAGCCCAAGGCAGCUGCUCCUUUCAAGAAGGCAGAGCAGCCUGUGAAGAAACAAGUCAUUCGAAUUAUCGACAUGGCCAAGUCGAGGAACGUGGAGAUCUCCCUUCGAAGCAUGAAGCUCCAUCCGCACGACCUCGUGUAA